This is a messenger RNA of Oncorhynchus mykiss (rainbow trout), 3912 nucleotides long. The record is from RefSeq and is a predicted model, not a curated record. Lineage: Eukaryota; Metazoa; Chordata; Actinopteri; Salmoniformes; Salmonidae.
UAUAUAUAGUAUAUACCGGGGGCUGAGUCUAUAUAUAGUAUAUACUGGGGGCUGAGUCUAUAUAUAGUAUAUAAUGGGGGCUGAGUCAAUAUGUAGUAUAUACUGGGGGCUGAGUCUAUAUGUAGUAUAUACUGGGGCUCAAUGUCCCAAAUGGUGCACUAUUCCCUCUAUAGUGCACUACAUUUGACCAUGGGCCCUAUUCUGUAGUGCACUACUUUUGACUAUGGGCCAUAGUCUGUAGUGCACUGCAUUUGUCCAUGGGCCCUAUUCUGUAGUGCACUACUUUUGACUAUGGGCCAUAGUCUGUAGUGCACUGCAUUUGUCCAUGGGCCCUAUUCUGUAGUGCACUACUUUUGACUAUGGGCCAUAGUCUGUAGUGCACUACAUUUGUCCAUGGGCCCUAUUCUGUAGUGCACUGCAUUUGUCCAUGGGCCCUAUUCUGUAGUGCACUGCAUUUGUCCAUGGGCCCUAUGGGCUAUUCUAUUGAAUACAAAAUAAGUCCAUAGACUCCAGUAGAAUUCAGUUGUGGAUAUUUUUAUACCUGAUUAAACUCAGUAGAAGGGCUGGUUUCUAUUGACAUAAAAUGUAUUGUUAUGUCAUGAUCUGGAUGGAACCGGUGUUUUUUAGAAUUUUGUUCUGUUCCGGAACAGUAUAGAUCCCUUUCGUUGACAGUUCUGGUUCUGUUCCUUGAAAUUCCGGUUUUCUUUUCUGUUCCCUGAACUGGUUCCAACCCCUGGUUUAGAACAUUGUAAAGUAUCCAUUAAUUAAAUAAUAAAUGCUAACAAACUGUAAUCUUCUUCUUCAUUAAAGGUGGAUGAUGUUGGUAGAUUGUCUUUAUCCUUGAAAAGUCAGUAUUGUAUCAUGGUGAUGAUAAAUCACAAGAAUAAAAGAUGCCAGACACUCACUGCAUUGUUGGAAUAUUAUAAACUGUCUGGUUUGAGCCCUGAAUGCUGAUUGGCUGACAGCCGUUGGUAUAUCAGACAGUAUGACAAAACAUGUAUUUUUACUGCUCUAAUUACGUUGGUAACCAGUUUAUAAUAGCAAUAAGGCACCUCGGGGGUUUGUGGUAUAUGGCCAAUAUACCUCCGCUAAGGACUGUAUCCAGGCAGUCCGCUUUCAGUCGUGCAUAAGAACAGCCCUUAGCCGUGGUAUAUUGGCCAUAUACCACACCCCCUCUGGCCUUAUUGCUUAAACACAAGAGGCUACUCUGGUGAAUGUUUGUAUUGAAUGGAGAGUGGUUGGGAAAUUGUUUUGCACUCCGUGUAACGUUGUGCUGGAACACGAGAGAAGGUCGACAAUCAACAGUCACUUCGAAUCAGCAAAGUAUAUGAGAAUGUCAGAACAGUUCCCACAGCAGCGGCAGAUCACUAUGACUGAAGUGGUAGCAGGGAAGACUGUGGCAAGCGCUGAAAGAAUCGAGAUCUACCCAACCUACCAUGUCUGAACCAGGUUCUGGUUGUGGUGUUCCAGCCCAGAGAAGCUCACAGCAGGGUCCAAAGUUGCUGUCAGUGAAGCUGGGGGACUGCAGUCAAACAGUGGAACUCAAUGUGAUUGUGAAGGAGGAGGGCGAGGAUAGAGAAAUCAAUGAGCGGGAGGAGGAAGAGAGAGAGGAGGACAGGGCCUCUGUUGACUCAGGAGAGAUCCCCAACCCAGACUCAGUCAAGGAGCCCAGUUCCACAGCAUCAAGACUGCCUGGUUGUGGGAGUUACCCCUGUCCUCAAUGUGGAAAGGGUUUCAGUCGAGCAGGAGACCUGAAGACUCAUCAGAGAUCGCACAGUGGAGAGAAGCCUGCCAGUACUUUCAAUGUGAUUGUCAAAGAGGAGGAGGAUGAAAAGGAAAUCUAUGAGAAGGUAAAGAGAGAAGUUAAGGAAGAGCAGGAACCUAGUGGUGUAGUUGACCCAGAUAGUCUCUCAAGACUAUCUGGUCGUGGUCGAUUCCCCUGUCAUCAGUGUGUGAAGAGUUUCCGUUCCUCAGGUAAACUAAAGAAUCAUCAAAGAGUACACACUCAAGAGAAACCAUUUCACUGUGCCACAUGUGGGAAGAGGUUCCGUGAAAAAUUCAACCUCACGGGACAUGAGAAGGUACAUAGUGGGGAGAAACCUUACCACUGCACCCAGUGUGGGAAAAGCUUCAAUCGUUCUGGAAGUCUUAAGGAACAUCAAAGAGUACAUACAGGGGAGAAGCCUUAUCACUGCUCUCUUUGUCAGAAGAGUUUUAGUCAGCCAGGAAAUCUUAGGAAACAUCAGAGAAUACAUACAGGGGAGAAGCCUUACCGUUGCUUUCUGUGCGGAAAUAGUUUUGGUUUCGCUGGAAACCUAAAGAAUCAUCAGAGAGCACACUGUGGAGAGAAGCCUUACCACUGCUCUCAGUGUGGGGAGGGAUUCCCUCAACUAAAAAGUCUUAAAAGCCAUCAGAAAAUACAUUUUGGAGAGACACCUGCCUGUACUUUCAAUGUGAUUGUCAAAGAGGAGAAGGAUGAGAAGGAAAUGAGAGAAGUUGAAGAGGAAGACAAUAGUGGUAUAGUUGACCCAGAUAUAUCAAGACUGCCUGAUCGUUACAUCUGUCCUCAAUGUGGAAAGAGUUUCAGUACCUCAAGUAAUCUUAAGAAUCAUCAAAGAGUACACACUGGAGAGAAACCUUUUCUCUGCUCUCAAUGUGGGAGGAGUUUCAGUGAGAAAGUAAACCUUAAGAGACACGAAAGAGUGCAUAGUGGAGAGAAGCCUUACCACUGCACCACAUGUGGGAAGAGCUUCAAUCAUUCAGGAAGCCUUACAAAUCAGAGAAUUCAUACAGGGGAGAAACCUUUCCACUGCUCACUGUGCGGAAAUAAUUUCCGUUUUGCUGGAGACCUAAAGAAUCAUCAGAGAUCACACAGUGGAGAGAAGCCUUACCACUGCUCUCAGUGUGGCGAGGGAUUCACUCAGCUAAGAAGUCUAAAAAGUCAUGAGAGAAUAUCCAUUGGAGGGAAGCCUGCCUGUGCUUUCAAUGUGAUUGUCCAAGAAGAGAAAGAAGUUGAGGGAGAGGAGAGUGAUGUGAAAUAAGGUGAGGUGAGGAUACAUUAGCUAACUAUAGGUAUUGAUAUUCACACCUAUCCUUGCAAUGGUGUCUUAUGUGACACCAUGGUCAUGGACAGCACCAUUUAGGGCUUUCUUCAUCUUCUUUUACUUCUAUGAGUGUAUUGGAAGUUCACAAAUAGGCCUGUAUACUGUGACUGAGUCUAUAUAGGGCUGUUUUCUGGGGCUGAGUCUAUAUAGGCCUGUAUACUGGGGCUGAGUCUAUAUAGGACUGUUUACUGGGGCUGAGUCUGUUUAUAGUAUAUACUGGGGCUGAGUCUAUAUUUGUCUACACUGGGGCUGAGUCUAUAUAUAUAGUAUAUACUGGGGCUGAGUCUAUAUAUAGUAUAUACUGGGGCUGAGUCUAUAUAGACCUAUAUACUGGGGCUGAGUCUAUAUAGGCCUGUAUACUGGGGCUGAGUCUAUAUAGGACUGUUUACUGGGGCUGAGUCUGUUUAUAGUAUAUACUGGGGCUGAGUCUUUAUAUAGCAUAUACUGGGGCUGAAUCUAUAUAUAGUAUAUACUGGGGCUCAUUGUCCCAAAUGGGGCACUAUUCCAUCUAUCUCUCAUAGACUCCAGUAGAAUUCAGUUGUGGAUAUUUUUUAUACCUGAUUAAACUCAGUAGAAGGGCUGGUUUGUAUUGACAUAAAAUGUAUUGUUAUGUCAUGAUCUGGAUGGAACCGGUGUUUUUUAGAAUUUUGUUCUGUUCCGGAACAGUAUAGAUCCCUUUCGUUGACAGUUCUGGUUCUGUUCCUUGAAAUUCCGGUUUUCUUUUCUGUUCCCUGAACUGGUUCCAACCCCUGGUUUAGAAUAUUGUAAAGUAUCCAUUAAUUAAAUAAUAAAUGCUAACAAACUGUAA